AUGUUUAAGGAUCAACAUCAGUCAGACCAAUUUGCUGAUAACUUGUCGUCGUUAGGAACACAAUGGCAUUUUAAUCCACCGGCUGCUCCCCACUUUAGUGGUAUUUGGGAGUCAAACGUGAAAUCAACCAAGCUUCAUCUAAAACGAGUUGUGGGUGACCAAAUCUUGACUUUCGUUAAAUUCUCAACUUUUCUCUGUCGCAUUGAGGCUUGCCUUAACUCUCGUCCACUCUGCCCCUUGACAGACGACCCACUUGACUUGAAUCCAUUAACUCCUGCACAUUCAUUAACCCUGAGGGCUUCUUAUUUUGUCCCAGACCACGACCUUCUAGCUGAAAGGGUUUUUUCAUUACAAAGAUGGAAAUUAAUAUCGCAGUCUGUUCUGGUUUUUCGGAAAAGGUGGUCCUCAGAGUACCUCAGUACCCUUCAGGAACGAUUCAAGUGGCUUACGCCUCAAAGGUCCAUGCAAGUAGGAGAUUUGAUCCUUAUAAAAAAUGAGUUGACUUCACCUGGCAAGUGGCCUUUAGGUCGAAUAAUAGAGAUUUUUAAAGACCCGAACUCUCUAGUCAGAGUGGUAAGGGUUAGGACCAGCAGUACUGUCUUAGUUAGACCCAUUCACAAAUUUAUUCUGCUAAAAACUAGCUCUGAAUUGACGCCAAUAACUUAG
Molecule: messenger RNA, 666 nt
Organism: Copidosoma floridanum
Lineage: Eukaryota; Metazoa; Arthropoda; Insecta; Hymenoptera; Encyrtidae
Source: RefSeq, a predicted model, not a curated record